GGCAGCACCACACACUAGCACAGCAACAUCUGAGACUGUGUGUCCUACAUUCACGUUUGGUGCUAUGUGCUCUCAGACGUGUAACUGUUCGUCGAAUUCCGUCUCUUGUAAUAACGUCAGUGGCCAGUGUAACUGUGCACCGAGCUACAAAGGAUUACGAUGUGAAGAAGCGUGUCCCGAGGGUUUGUUUGGUCAUGCGUGUGGUCAGCAGUGUACGUGUCAGAAUGGAGCCGAAUGUGAUCUCGUGACUGGAAACUGUAGCUGUACAGCUGGAUGGACGGGAAACGAUUGCGAUGAUGAGUGUCCAGAGGGAACGUUCGGCUCUGACUGCUUGAUGGAAUGUUCUUGCUUAAAUGGUGCGACGUGUGACAGAGAGGACGGAAUUUGUUUGUGUACCCCAGACUACACGGGUGCCAACUGUGAAACACAUACAACAUAUGACACUCUUCCAUCUCCAUCAUCAUCACCUCAAGUUGAAAAUCCCUGCUUAUCUUUGUUCUGUCUAAACGGUGGGACAUGUGAAGUGCAACUUGGCUCACCCAUCUGCACUUGUACUACCUUCUGGACUGGUGAUCAGUGCGAAAACCCACGUCAUCCUGAGUGCCUUUCUGAGCAAACAGAAGAAGAGAUAGUUAUCUGUUUUGAAAUAGCAGAAUCAAAGGCUAGGGAUACGGAGUCUUCUAACCAGCAGGUUUACAUUGCUGUUGGGGUAGUUAUUCCACUUGUCAUUGCUCUCUUGAUUGUGGUCUUUGUCUACUAUUGCUACAAGAAGCGAAGUAAAAUGUAUGAUUGUGAAGGUGGUGACACUAAAGACAAAAAAGGCAUGAUGUUUCAGAAUCCCGCAUACGAUGAAUUACCUGCUGAACAACAGAAAACCAGUAGCAAGACUGGAGUCAACCCUGACAAUCCGUUAUACAGUGACAUCAUUGACAUACCAACCAGCAGUCACCAUGAACAAACAGGAGGCUAUGAACAACCGGUUCAAUCAGGCUAUGAGGAGCCUGUUCAAUUGGAAGGCGUUGCUGUGGUGGAUGAUCCAGUGAACAAAGAGAGCAACCCAAUCAAUGAGAGUGGAGACACAAUUUUGUCGUCCGAUAAUAAGGUCAAUACGAGCAGCAACCAAAAUCCUUGCAACAACCAAACAAACAUAGAAUGUAACACGUCUCAUUCUGCUUCUAAUGUUAAUGACAACUAUGAGAGUGUUCCCAGUCAGCAGGCUGAUGGAAGUGUGAAUAUCAAUGACAAGUCGGGUGAUGGUUUGUAUGAAGAACUUUCGUAGUGUUUACGAUUUUCUCACAUUUUAACAUUAAGACAAGGUGCGUCGUUACAUCAUUUCAAUAAACCACGAUAUGCGUGCACACAUUUGUUUGGCAAAACAUAAUUUAGUUAAUUAAUAUGUCAGACAAUUUACGAAUUGCUGGUAUCGUUUAUUACUGUAAAGCAUUUGUUUAUGGUUUAGAUAUGUGGUUGUAUUAUAUUAUAUCUUGUGGUUGAAAUAUAUAUUUAGGUACAACAGAC
This is a messenger RNA of Corticium candelabrum, 1518 nucleotides long. RefSeq names its product multiple epidermal growth factor-like domains protein 10. Lineage: Eukaryota; Metazoa; Porifera; Homoscleromorpha; Homosclerophorida; Plakinidae. Bases 65 to 1279 code for a protein of 404 amino acids. The transcript is spliced from 7 exons. The record is from RefSeq and is a predicted model, not a curated record.